This is a messenger RNA of Morone saxatilis (striped sea-bass), 4352 nucleotides long. RefSeq names its product glypican 2 (gene gpc2). Bases 46 to 1806 code for a protein of 586 amino acids. Gene Ontology annotation, cellular component: plasma membrane; cell surface; synapse. Gene Ontology annotation, biological process: smoothened signaling pathway; cell migration; regulation of signal transduction. The record is from RefSeq and is a predicted model, not a curated record. The transcript has 11 exons. NCBI's taxonomy places the organism in Eukaryota, Metazoa, Chordata, Actinopteri, Moronidae.
CCCGCCCGCUCCCCCAGCCUGCUGUCGUUUGUUCCAGCGGUGGAGAUGGAUACCCGGCUGUCUCUCCCCAGGUACCCGCUGCUGGUGCUGCUCUGCUCGGUCUGUGCGCUGUCGGGGACACGAAGCCCAGUGGCCGCUGCGGGGAGGAGCUGCGCCGACACCCGGCAGGUGUACGCGGAGAAGGGGUACAGCACAGGCACCGCACCGCUGACUCAGAUCUCCGGUGAGCACCUGCGGCUCUGUCCUCAGGACUACACCUGCUGCUCCAGCCAGAUGGAGGAGACGCUGGCCCUCCAGAGCGAGCGGGACUUCCUCAGAGCCAUCGAAGAGAACAGCCAGUUCCUUUUGACUACUUUCACCCAGAGACACCGCAGGUUUGAUGAGUUCUUCAGAGAGCUUAUAGAUUUGUCAGAGAAGUCUAUGAACCAGAUGUUUACCAAGACCUACGGACGGCUCUUCACCCAGAAUGCACACGUCUUCCAGGAGCUGUUUGUGGAGCUGCGCAGAUAUUAUUCCGGGGGCAGUGUAAGUCUGUCAGAGGUUCUCUCAGACUUUUGGUCCAGAUUGGUGGAGCGAGUCUUCUCUCUGGUCAACCCCCAGUAUCAGUUUAGUGAGGACUACCUGGAAUGUGUCAGCAAACACGCCGAGCAGCUGCAGCCUUUUGGGGACGUGCCCCGCAAACUGCGUGUACAAGUGUCCAGGGCUUUCAUUGCAUCCAGAGCACUAUCUCAGGGCCUGGCUACUGGUCGGGAUAUUGUUAAUAAAGCAACAAAGCUGACUGCAGAUUCAGAGUGUGUGCGGGGGCUGAUGCGUCAGUGGUACUGCCCUCUGUGUCGAGGCAUGCCCUCCCUGCGGCCAUGCCACUCCCUGUGCCUUAACGUGAUGAAGGGCUGCUUAGCCAAUCAGGGCGACCUGGACACUGAAUGGAACAAUUUCAUUGAUGCUCUGUACCAGGUUUCGGAGAAGUUGGAGGGGCCGUUCAACAUGGAGCUUGCAGCCGACUCCAUCUCUGUGAAAGUGUCGGAGGCCAUCAUGCACAUGCAGGAAAAUAGUGUCAGCAUCUCGACAAAGGUGUUCCAAGGUUGUGGAAACCCCAGGCCAGCUCCAGGACGGUCCAAACGCUCACCCAAAGAGUCAGGGGGCAACAGGAGACCCUUCCGCACCUACAGCCCUGAGGAGAAACCCACCACUGCUGCAGGCACUAACCUGGACCGACUGGUUACCGAGCUGAAGGAGCGACUGAGGCCCAUGCGUGGCUUCUGGGUGUCCCUCCCACACACCAUCUGCAACGAUGAGAAGAUGGCUGCCGACGUCACUAAUGAGGACCGCUGCUGGAACGGGCAGACCCGGGGGAGGUACCUCCCGGAUGUGACAGGCGACGGGCUGGUCAGCCAGAUCAACAACCCCGAAGUGGAAGUGGACAUUGCCAGACCAGAUGUGAGGACCAGACAGCUGAUCAUGGAGCUGAGGGUGGUGACCAACAAACUGAGACACGCUCAGACCGGACAGGACAUGGACUUUAUGGACAGUGAGGAGGGCAGUGGCUCAGGGGGUGGAGAUCACGGUGAAAGGUACAAUGAUGAUUGGCCAGGCUACGGGCCUUACUCUCCCUCCAACAACAAACCUCCUCGUAACCCCGCGUCCAACCCCGCAAAGCCGCCCCGAGUGCGAGAAAAAAACGGGGCCAAGUGGAACAAAAACAACGGCCACGGGCGGGUCAGAUCUGCAGCCAGCCAGCUCACUCUCUCCCUGGUUUCUUUGUUGUCUUUGCCUUUCAUGGUCACUGUUGCCCCCAUGUGGAGAUAGCUGGUUAUUACAGUCUGGAGGUUUUCUGUCCUGCUGGAGUUUCAAAGCACAUUAUGAUGAGAGAAAAAAAAAAUGCCAUUCCAUUUGUUUACACCAGCAGAAAAAAAAUGAAGACAAAAACAGGUUAAUUUAGCAAUAAUCAAAAACACCUGUUUAGAGCACAAAAUAAGUUAAAGUGAAUAUUUUUCCUACUGCCCAAGCCACAAGAGAAGCAUUACCAGGCAUUGACGAUUACAAACAAUACUUAAUUAACAAGUACUGCCAUUUUGUUUUAGUGCCAUUCGUGAGGUGUUUGACCUAUUGGAGUCUCGAUGCUGAAUGGUGUGCAGUGCUGGAGCAUAUAAGCCUUGAGGGGUGAAAAAGAAAUAAAACGGUCAUGGGCUCGUGGUUUGGUGGUCUGCGAGACGGAGAUUAGUGGUGCCAUUUAAUUACCAUGUAGUUUCGAUGAGCAGCUGAUUUGAUCCGAGUGAGUUUGUUUGCUGCCUUUUUCAUGAAACCAAGUUAAUUAUUUCAUUGAUCUUGCUUUCAGUCCAGUUGUGGUUCAUUUGGUUCAUUUUUAUCCCGUCUUGUGUAAGUAGUAAGAUUUAAUUUACUCUCUUAAUUAAAUCUCUGUAUUUUGGCUUGGAGAUUUAAAAAAGUCAAUAGUAUGACUCUUUAACCAAACAAGGGGCUUAUUUUGAAUGUACCUAAAGGCUCAAAUGAAUCUGUGGUUACUUGUGAUGACAAGGGGUUGAUUAAUGUAAUAUAUUGGUGUGUUUAAUUUAUUUGUAAUAUAAUAUUUCAUUGUUCUUAUUGUUAUGAUUUAUAAGGCAAGGGUUGAGAGUUUUUAUCUUUUAAAAGAACUGUUUAUCUUUAACUUCCUCUGGUAUAAAAAGGAAAAAUCAAGUUGUAUUUAUUAAUACUUUUCGUAAAACCAAUCACAACGAAACUCUUAAUAUUAGUAUCAUCACAACGCUGGGCUACAAGACCAGCCGGAGAUUUUUCUGGCGUUUUUAGCCUCAACCAGAGAUUGUUAAGGAGCAAUGUGUGUGAAUGUGUGUGUUUGUAUGAUGGUUUUAUAUUGUUUGUUCAGGUUUUAAGGUUCUAAGUUCAUGUUGAGAAGAUUUUGAGACGUUUUUUAAUACCACGCUUUUCUACUUAUUUUUCCUAAAAGCAACAGGAGACGAUGAAAACAGUGAGCGAGCUCAUGGUGUGAUGUAAAAUUGGAUUGAAUGCGGAUGGAAAGACAAAUGCUGUCAAGAACUGAGAGACGAUGGCUCUUAAUUUUCAUAUGCUGAAUGUGUUUUGACGAAGGUAAAAUCAAAGAAUAUUCAAGAAGCAAAAACAAAACUCGUGAGGGGUGGAGAGCAGCAGAGUGAACUAAAUUAGUUUGACAUUUUGGCAAAGGCAUUUAUUCCCUUGCAGAGAAUUAGAUGAGGAGAUUUAUAUUCUGCUUAUACUGUCUGCACGGUAAAUGUUUGCAGUUGGUUAGCUUAGCUUAGCAUAAAGACUGGAAACGGGGGAAACAACUAGCCUGGCUCUCUCCAAAGAUAACAGCGCCUUUUAAAGCUCACUAAUGAACACAUUGUGGUUUUAUGCAGGAUUAUGUGCUGGAUUAUUUCUUGGCUGGGAGCAGUUGCCAGAUAACCUGUGGAGACUUUAGGAAGUCACUGGUCUUGGCCAAGAAAUAACCACGGCAUAUGGAAUGGCAAAAUGUUGGUUUUAUACUUGGAUUUUUGUAAGAACUAAACCAGAUAAAAGGUUCUGGUUGGCGAGCUUUGUCCGGUCGGCUAGCCCUUCCCCCUGUUUACAGUUUUUAUGCUUAGCUAAGCUAACCAGCUUUUCAAAAUGAUGAACAAUUGAUGAUGAUGAUGAUGAAAGUCGAUUGAUAGGAUCCCAAAAGAGAACAGCGAUACAGACAGAGAGAAUAAAAAGAAUGUAUAGAUGCUGUGAAAGGACACUUUUCUGUUGAAUGAGGAAUUGUGAAAUUCACUUUGCUGUAACAGAAGUACACUUCUAGCCAAAUGGCUUAUUGCACCUGUACAAUACAAACAUUAGCAAGAGAAGGGUUUCAUUUUGCCAAAAAUAUUUCCUACUUUUAAUCACUUAGCAUAUGACUCGGCAUGAGAUUUUAUCCUCUGAGGCAGCAUUCCUGGAUAAAGAAAGGUUUAAAGCUUGGUGUCAAUAUUAAUGAGGGAUUCGUGGCAGCCAUCUAAGUGUUGGAGUAUUUAUGUGAAAUUUAAUUUUGGAACGAAACCCUUCAAAGUCAGUGGGACCAUGUACAAGACUUCACCAUAAACACAGUAUUAUGUUGCACAACUACUAAUGAAAACAACAAUAUUCCACAGUAUUUCUAAAGCAACAGUAUUGUAAUCAUAUGUGCUUUUGAUGAUCAGCAGUCAGAUUAGGAUGUGGUGGCUGCAAUAUUUCCAUUGAAUUUCAGGUUAAAUUGUUCUUUAGUACAACCUCUCAUCCAUUCCCACCGCUCGCACAUUCCUUUAUGGUGAAAGUAUAGCACAACUUUUUUCAUGUUGUUGUAACAGUUUUUUGGUAUCAAACAAGUGAUA